Molecule: messenger RNA, 3430 nt
Organism: Mycena citricolor
Lineage: Eukaryota; Fungi; Basidiomycota; Agaricomycetes; Agaricales; Mycenaceae
Source: the annotation of a GenBank genome assembly
AUCAUAAUGCUGUCUGAGAGUUCAUAGCACAUCUUUGUCUCUUUUGUCUCAUCCUCCCAUGUCUACCGCGACACCACCGGUCAACCCGCUGCACCCACCGCCACCGGCGAAAUACACUGGCCGCAUCCCGAAUACAGCCCUCGCCGCAUCCACAGUCUCAUUCAUUCUCGGCUCGCUGUUCUCGCUCGGCUUCUUCACCUUUGUGGCCGGUCUCUCGAACAAUGGGUUGAAUCAUACCGGAGUAUGGUCUUGGUGGACCACUCCGCACCUUGCCUUCUUUGCAGCCGCGUGGUCUUUCUUUCAUUGGGACGAAUACGCAGUCACUGUGGGAUGGAACUUUGAUAAAAGCAGCGUAGACUCAUUCCUCCUCGAAAACGGAAGCUUGUAUCACAUCGCUCACAGCGUCAGUAUCAUCGAAUAUCUUGUGACGCUCUUCUUCUUUCCUGGCUUCAAGUCGCUGUACCCGCAAUGGCUUGCGGGAAUUGGUCUUGUGCUCGUCUUGGGAGGGCAGACUCUGCGGUCCUGUGCCAUGAUCCACGCUGCCACCAACUUCUCGCAUGCUGUCGCGUUCCGGAAGCGGGACGACCACAUCUUAGUUACUACAGGCGUGUAUGCCUAUCUCCGCCACCCAUCGUAUACGGGGUUCUUCUGGUGGGCCGUUGGUACCCAGAUCGUGCUCGGGAAUCCGAUCUCGGUUGUUGGGUACAUGGUGGUUAUGUGGCGGUUCUUCUACUAUCGCAUCAAGGCUGAGGAGAGGGCGCUGGUUGUUUUCUUUGGGAAAGAUUAUGAAGAAUACCGUAAACGAGUCGGAACGUGGAUUCCCUUCGUUCCAUAAUUUUGUUAGGUUGGUGGAAGCCAUCUGCUGGGGGACUACAUAAUUAUAUUACAGUUCAAUACCUUUCGAAUUCUACGCUCUACCCAGUUCCCGCAAGACUUCCUGCUUUCUGUCUGCGGAAACGGCAUAGUACCCGGCGGUGGACUGUUCGAAUUGCCCAUGACCGCCAGUCAAUGCUCGGAGCUUGAGGGCAUAGUCUAGCAUCUGGCUGAGUGGGGCCUGGGCAACAAUAGUCUGCCUUGCAGCUGGUCCACGGCCUACAUUUCCACCAUUCGUUGAAGGUGAGAGGGAGAGUGGAGGAACAUACACUCCCUCAGUCGAGUAGCCCUCGUCCAGCUCGUCCCCUUCCUUCGUACCACCGAGACUUACAACCCUGCCGCCUCUUUCUCCUAGAUCACGGACGACCCGUCCGACACUAUCUCCAGUCACGGUCACCCGCACAUUGAUCCAAGGCUCCAUGAUAUCACCAGGUCCCGCAGAUUUCAAGUGCUCUCGCAGCAGCACAGCACCGGCUCCUUGCAGGACUGUCGGCGGCGCACUCGGCGGGAGGGAAAAGGACACGACUUGCACGUGAGUUCUGACCAGGGGAAGGGCAGCGAAAGGGGAAUUUGACAAGGCUGUCUGUAUGCCAGCUGCCAGAUUGAUUGUGGGUGACUGAGAUGUGCCGAUGGCUGGAGCGUCGAAUGGUCGAUUGUCCGCAUCGACGACGACAUUUCCGUCCCAUGUAGGAUCCCCCACUUCUUCUUCUGUCAAUGCCCGCACCUUCAGAACAAUCUCCACGGAGAUUGUUGCACCACCAACUUCCGACUUCCACACAUUGCUGGCGUUUGGAUCUCUGAGGGUCGACCCAACGCUUUCUCGAUAACCGACACGUCUGGCACCAAACACGCAAUUGACACCCCAUUCGUCUUUCAGCCGUCCUUCAACGAUCUCCAGGUGCAGAGCACCCAAGCCAUGGGCCAGCAUCUGACCUUCGCUUCCGCUCGUCUCGAUUCGAACACUGGGAUCAGUCCGAGAAAGGGCAAGGAGGGCGUCCUGGACAGGUUGAAGGUCGGCAUGAGCACGAGGAAUCACUGACGCCGAUAUGACCGGCGGAGGAGGCCGAAUCUGAAGCGAAAAGUCUUCGUCGACAUCCUUGACGUUGCUCAGAACAUCUCCAGUUCUGACGCCUCUCAUCCCGAGAAUCACACCGACGGAGCCAAAGCCGAGCUCUUCGACCUCUGCCAUGUCCUGCGCGUAUAACAAAAGCAAUUUCGAGAUGCGUUCCUUCGCGUUGCCUUGGCUCUGAUUCAAAAGGGUGAUGCGUCGCGUGAGUUUUCCUGAAUACACUCGAACGAAAGUCAUCCAGCCAAGGCGCUUGUGCCACGUCACCUUCCAAGCCAGCAGUCGAACGGGUGCAGAUGAACUAGGAACAGGGACCUUGGUUUCCUUCUCGGGAAGCACAUCAAGAGGACUAGCAAACAACCCUCCGAUGUAGUCCAUGACCAAGUCGGUUCCAAUGUGUUUCAUCGCGCUUCCGCAUACAACUGGGAGUAGAUCUCCGCCCAGUGUUGCUUCACGCAGAUUGUUCAUGAGUACGUUGCUCUUGAGUUCCAGAUAGGCGUCAAGGCCGGGCGGGACGGAGCAAAUGUAUUCCAUGAUAUCUUCAGACGUCAUUGCAAUCGCGUCAACCAACGCAAUGCGAGCCGGUCCAAGAUGUUCGAGUAGAGGAUGUCCAGCGGGGAACAAGGGUGUCUCAGCGAGUUCUUCGGAUGUCAAGGGCAGUUUGUGGCGCGUCACAGUGGGGGUUUCGGAUUCGGACGCCGGAGCAUCCCAACGCCAGAGCUCCCAGUUGAGCAGGUCCACGAUGCCCUGAAUACCGGGCUCAGCACGAGUGUAAUCAAUGGGAUCGAAUGAAGCGACGGGCAAUGUCACAGCGACAGGAUGUGGGUGGAGCUGAUGGGAAAGCAGAGACGCUAUGGACGCGCCAAACGACGCGCCUGGGCGGUCGAGUUUGUUCAAGAAUAUCAUCCUCGUCUUGACACCGUACCUUGAGCAAGUAUGUGAACACUGCCUGAAGCACCUGAUGAGGGACUGACCUAUCUAGCUGCUUCCAAACUCCAAGAGUCUGCGCUUCGACGCCUUCGACUGCAUCCAGAAGCACGACAGCACCGUCGACGACUCUGCUGGCGCUUUCAACCUCCAUCCCAAAGUCCGCGUGACCAGGGGUGUCGAUAAGAUUGAACACCCAUUCUUUCCAGCGCACGGGAAUGCUUGCAGACUGUAUCGUAAUCCCGCGCUCGCGCUCAGCAGGAAGAAAGUCGGUGGUGGUGCUUCCGGAGUCGACGGUGCCUGCAGCCGGAAGAUAUUCCGACUUGAGUAAGAUGGAUUCGGUCAACGUGGUUUUGCCCGAGUCUGCAUAGCCCGUCAGAACAGUGUGGAGGAUGUGAGCAGACGUCAGUGACCGAUGUGCGCUACCAACGCGAUGUUGCGAAUCUUUUCCGGUUUAUGGGACGCGGCGGAGGAGACAGCUCGCGUCCAUUUUCCGUAACAUGAAGCACGGAAAGACCGACAUGCGAGAUGUGUCGCUCGCGAAAUUAGCAUACAGUGUCGGAA